Molecule: messenger RNA, 5706 nt
Organism: Fusarium poae
Lineage: Eukaryota; Fungi; Ascomycota; Sordariomycetes; Hypocreales; Nectriaceae
Exons: 7
Coding region: 1-5706 (1901 amino acids)
Biological process (GO): positive regulation of translation
Cellular component (GO): mitochondrion
Molecular function (GO): GTPase activity; GTP binding; mitochondrial ribosome binding
Source: RefSeq, a predicted model, not a curated record
AUGCACGACAGCCAGAACUCGUCUUUUCGAAUUCACGACCAUUACCGUCCGAGCGCGUCGUUGCCAUCUAAUUCCACCUCACCUGGUGUUGCCGUUGCCGUCUCGCCGUCUUGGGCUAUACAUUCGUACACAUCGUCUAAUAAUCCGCCCGCUUCCGUACCAAUUAAUUCUGGGCCUACUAAUAAUCAUUAUCGCGACCCGUCGAGAUCUGCGUCUUCAUCGUCCCCCUCGCUAAACGCCUAUCAUCAUCAGAAGUCUCCAGGGCCCCGACCCCGACUCCCUCGAACUUCUUCACUCCUCCCUCCGCCCCAUAUCGAACCUUCACCACGAGCUGUGACUUUCGAGAGAUCCGAUCGCUUAUCUCCCACUACUCCUGGGCACAGAAUCCCCCACAACGCCGCCGACAGUUCGUGGCUUUUGAAUAGCCUGUCCUCACCUGCGUCGAUUAAUUUCAGUCGUAUUUCGGCGCUACCUCCCCACGUUAAUCAUCCGCGACUUGGUGGCCGUCGCCCCAGUAUCGAUGCGACUACUCCCAUUGACAACUCUCCACCGCCUUCCAAACCGUCGCCCAGGAAACUCCAAAAACACCGACGCAACGCCUCCUCCGUUUCUAACUUUGACGGCUCUGCGUCGCGUGCUCGAGAAGAACGAAGUCAAUUCCCCCAAUCUCUACCGCUGAUCGUCGCAUUAUCACCCUUGGAACCACCCCCAGCUCUGGACGAUUUCCUCAACGUAAAAUCCGAAGGGGCUGGCCCUGGCUCUGGUUCGAGUGAGCCUGGGCGAUCGACCGUCGCUCGCCAGGAGGGACAGUCCCUGAAGCGUUCCAAGACUCCAGACUCGCAAGUUCAGUCCACGACAUCGACCCCAGCAAGUGCGCGCUCAAUGGGUACCUACAGACCCAAUAUGCCCUACGACCAAGACCAAGAGGCGUAUCCGCCUCAGAGAGGCCAUUCCAGAAAUCCCUCUGGCAAGGGGAGUGCUGACAAAGGGCGCGGACCCAAGCCUCCAUCUCAAAAGGCUAUGCUACAUCGCGCAUUACAAAAGGCAAAUACGGCAGUACAGUUAGAUAAUGCGCAGAACUUUAAGGGGGCACGGGAGGCUUAUGCAGAAGCCUGUGAUCUUCUGCAGCAAGUGUUGCAGAAGACGACUGCUGAUGAGGACAAACGUAAACUUGAAGCAAUUCGAGGCACUUAUACUAGUCGAAUUGACGAGCUGGAUCAAAUGGCUCCUUGGCAAGAAGAAGAAACCAAGGCUCUGCCAGCCCGACCCGAAAGUCUAGCUCAGCGGUCCGAAACUGAAUCCAUGCUACAAUUGGACGACGAUGAUGAUCUUGACGAAACCACUGUCUUCGAUACUGCGACUGCGACCACUACGAGAAUAGACAACCGCAGUCCACAGCCCCGGUUAAUUAGCCCCCCGCCCCAAGACGAAAAUACAGUCUUCAAGAGACGAAGCGCGCAGAACAAACCUAAUCCAAUUGUUACGACUUUGACUCCUGAGCCAGGGCUUCUGCAGUCGUCUUUCUCGCGAUCACCUGUGCGCCUUCGAACUCCUGACCAUCUACUCCCGCAGCGAUCUGCGGCAGACCAAUAUAUGCCGGCUCCUUUGUCUCCAAGGCGCGCUCCAUCACCAUUCAAACCUGAAGUGGAUGAUGUGAAUGAGCCUGUACGAUCAGAUUUCUCGAUGCGCCAUGACCAAACGGCUGACUCGGUGCCCGAACCUAAUGUAUUGCACACUCAUUUCCGUGAAGACAGCAUGAACUCUUGGUUGGACCCCAUUGACGAAUCAGGGGGCUCAACUACAUCUUCUGUCCACUCACGGACAUCGUCACUUGGUUUUAGAAGGAAGCAUAUUCGGAACGUCAGCGGAGAGACUGAGGCAGAAUUUGAUACAGCGAUGGAUGAGGCUAUUGAAGCAGCUUACGAGCCAAUGAGUCCAAUGGAGAACGGACACAUGAUGUCAGUGGACGGGGGUGAAGACGUAGUGGCCAAUGCCAUGCGCAAAGUUGAACUCGCCCGUCAGAAAGUGAGAGAAACCGAACAAGAGCUUUAUGAUAUGGAAAGAGAUUCCCGAGCUCAACAUUUUUACCAGUCCUCUUACACAGAGUACGAGGAAACCAACGACUUUUACAACGACAACUCUUCGGACGAAGAAGAGAGAAUUCUUGACGAAAUUGCUCGUGACUAUGGUCUUGAGUCUUACAGACAUCAACCUGCGCCACCUAGGGAAUCCGGCUCUAGUGGCGCGACUUCGCGUACCUGGCAUAGCUCACAGGGAUCAAAUCCUCCCACAGGAGCCACCUCACUCUCGACUGUUACAGAACUGCCACCUCCUUUUACAAACAUAUCACAGGGACCAGCUGCUCCUCCGCCGACAGGAUCACUCCCUGAAUUGCCUCAACGACCUGGGUCAUCUGCACAAAGCGUACGCAACAGGAGGCUUUCAGGGCAGAACCCAAAGCAGCUCAAGAUUGAGACAUCUAAACUCAAUCUUCCUAUCCAGCAUGCCAAUGACUCGGUUCAUGCCAGAUCAGCUCAUAUUGGCAACCAGGAAUCAGAGCAUCAGGCCGACAAUGAUAUGAAGACCACGAACGCGCCUUAUAGACACCCUUCGCCACCAUUAUUCGAGGCUAGUCCAACAGAUACGACGGCAGUCCGACCCGCAGCAUCACCAUUUGGUCAGCUGGGUUCAGAAAAGGGUGACGAUGAUAUUACCGGAUCGCCGAAUGCACGCAAGUUAAGAAACAACUUUUCAUCAUCUAGUCUGAGAAGUAUGAAGAGCCGCAACAUGUCUUUGACACAUCUUGAGGAAAACUCAGAUGUAUCUCCCGGUACUCCCGGAAGCAAUCCCUUUGGAUCUCUGAAUGCUCCUUCGGUUCCAGCAUUACCUACGCCUCUAGCAGCCUCAUUCCGUGAGCGAUCAGAUACGAAUGCAGCCGGGCUUUCUUUGUUUGAAGACUUUUUUCACUCCCCGACGAGCACGAGCUCGCCGAGUCCCCUUUAUCCUGAUGCUCCGGCUCCUUUAGAGCCCUGUCCCACAGAUUUCAUGCUUCGACCUUUUUGGCUCAUGCGAUGCCUUUACCAGACUCUGGCUCAUCCCAAAGGCGGGUAUCUUAGCAGCAAACUCUUUGUUUCCCGGGAUGUUUGGAGGGUGAAGGGAGUAAAGCUUAAGAACAUUGAAGACAAAGUGGCCAAUUGUGAUUUUCUCACAGCCGCUCUACUCAAAAUAGCACGAGUUGAUACCUACGACGCUGAUGCCGUUCUGGAAGAGAUGCAGUCCCUAGAAAGCAUCCUUGAGCAGGUCCAAACAGCCCUUACCCGCAAACUUGGCAACGAAGUGGGUGUACAGGGAUCGGGGUCUCUUUUCAAGGACGCAUCCACUGGCGACGGCGAUGCAUCCACGGGUGUACCACGCUCAGCCAGCGUUAGUGGAAAAUCAUCGUUCUCGUGGCGACGCUUGCGGUCCAAGAACUCGGCUGUGGGACUUGGUAGCGCAUACGCGAACCGUAAUGUUGUUGAUACCAAUAAGGAGAUCCCCAGUCUUGCUAGUCUGCCAAUGACACCAAACCCGACAACUCGCCCAACGAAGCGGGAUCUGACGCAAGUCGACUUUACGGGACCCAACGCGAUGUACAUGAGCUCAUUGGCACGCCUGUUUGACGCAGCUCAGGCUAUCGAUCAAAUAGCUAGACAAGUAGAAGACCCUGGGUUGCGACACGCCGACAAGACACAAGUCGGGCUUGAGCUUUGUACUCGGCAUGCAGCUGAGUUUUUCGGAUUCUACGUAUGUCGAACACUGCUACGUACCGCACCACGAUUUGUCCCAGCCUUUCGCGCAUACGCUUCCUCCAAUACGAAACCUACCCCAGCCGAACUCGAGGCUCGGAUUGCUGCGAUUCCGAUUGAAAGAUACCGAAACUUUUGUAUUGUUGCGCAUAUCGACCAUGGAAAGAGUACCCUGAGCGAUCGAUUACUGGAAUACACAGGGACCAUCUCGGCUAGCGAUGCGAACAAACAGAUUCUGGAUAAACUCGAUGUUGAGCGUGAGCGCGGCAUCACUGUCAAGGCGCAGACAUGCACCAUGAUUCACAAGUACAAGGGCGAAGACUACCUGCUUCAUCUAGUCGAUACACCUGGCCAUGUCGAUUUCAGAGCAGAGGUUACGAGAUCUUAUGCCAGUUGUGGUGGUGCACUGCUUCUUGUCGAUGCAUCACAGGGUAUCCAGGCGCAGACAGUGUCCAACUUUCACCUCGCAUUUGCGCAGGAUCUUGCGCUGGUGCCGGUUGUGAACAAGAUUGACAUGCCUGCUGCCGAUGUCCCUCGUGUACUACAGCAAAUGGAAGAUACCUUUGAGUUGGAUCCUAAAAGUGCCGUUUUGCUGAGUGCCAAGACUGGCAAGGGCGUGCCAGAUGUUUUGCCUGCUGUCAUUGAGCGUAUUCCUCACCCUGUCGGCGAUGAGAAGAAGCCGCUGAAGAUGAUGUUGGUGGAUUCAUGGUACGACAACUUCCGUGGCGUCGUGCUGUUAGUCAGACUGUUUGACGGUACUAUCAAGGCCGGCGACAGUGUCAUUUCCAUGGGUACUGGUAUGAAGUAUACUGUUGGCCAAGUGGGUAUACAGUAUCCUCAUGCCAUACCACAAAAAACCCUUAGUGCUGGUCAAGUCGGAUACGUCUACUUCAACCCAGGCAUGAAGAAGAUCCAAGACGCGAAGCUUGGCGACACAUUUACCUUUCUUGGCUGUGAAGACAAGGUCGAACCCUACCCAGGCUUCGAAGAGCCCAAGCCCAUGGUCUUUGUCGCCGCCUUCCCCACUGACCAAAGCGACUACAGCCGUCUGGCCGACAGCAUCGGCCAGCUCGUGCUGAACGACCGUAGCGUGACUUUGCAGAAGGACCACUCCGAGGCGCUCGGAGCGGGUUGGCGUUUGGGAUUUCUGGGGAGCUUGCACUGCUCUGUGUUUCAGGAUCGUUUGAGACAGGAACACGGGCGAAGUGUCAUCCUAACGGAGCCGACCGUCCCGUCCAAAAUCGUCUGGCCCGACGGAACGGAGGAGAUUGUGUCGAACCCGGCUCUGUUUCCGGAGACGAGCAACCCGAAAGUUAAACAGUCUCAACUGUUUGAGCCUUAUGUAACGGCUACCAUUACUAUGCCAGAGGAGUAUCUCGGCCGAGUGAUUGAGCUAUGCGAAGCCAACCGUGGAGAACAGAAGAGCCUCGAGUUCUUCCACACAACGCAGGUCAUUCUGCGGUAUCAUAUUCCAACAGCUCAAUUGGUCGAUGAUCUCUUUGGAAAGCUCAAGAGCGUUACUAAGGGAUAUGCCACACUAGACUACGAAGAUUCAGGUUGGCAACAGAGCAGUUUGGUCAAAAUUCAGCUCCUAGUGAACAGGCAACCUGUUGAUGCUAUUUGCAAGGUUGUGCAUUCAUCUCAGGUUGACCGUCUCGGAAAGCAGUGGGUGACAAAGUUCAAGGAACAUGUUGACCGACAACAUUUUGAGGUUGUUAUUCAAGCCACAGCGGGCAAUCGCAUCGUAGCACGAGAAACCAUCAAGCCGUUCCGCAAGGAUGUGCUAGCCAAGCUUCAUGCUGCUGAUGUGUCACGAAGAAGGAAGCUGCUGGAGAAGCAAAAAGAAGGAAGAAAGAGGCUACGUGCUGUGGGCAACGUCGUUAUUGAUCAGUCAGCUUUUCAAAGUUUCAUGUCCAGAUGA